This is a messenger RNA of Acipenser ruthenus (sterlet), 4699 nucleotides long. RefSeq names its product pseudouridine synthase 7 like (gene pus7l). Gene Ontology annotation, biological process: pseudouridine synthesis. Bases 129 to 2231 code for a protein of 700 amino acids. The transcript has 9 exons. NCBI's taxonomy places the organism in Eukaryota, Metazoa, Chordata, Actinopteri, Acipenseriformes, Acipenseridae. Gene Ontology annotation, cellular component: nucleus. Gene Ontology annotation, molecular function: RNA binding; pseudouridine synthase activity. The record is from RefSeq and is a predicted model, not a curated record.
CCCUUUAAUGGUAACGUCAUGCGACAAGGAAACACUCUUUAUCCACGUUGUGAAAUCCUGGGAAAUACAACUCGGAGGAAGAGUGACGCCAACGUACUGUAGUAAAUCUAUCAGUAUCUGAAAUAGCAAUGGGAGAAAACACAAAUGGAACUGCCUGUAUGUCUUCACUGUCUUCUAUUAGUGAUCAUUGUGGCUUUCAUGGAAGCAUAAAACAGUCCACCAGUGACUUUGUGGUGAUAGAAAUGAAUAUGAAUGGGCAAUUGGUAAAUGUGGACAAUUUGAAUGAAGUGCUUUGCCACCAAAUAUCUGAACACACCGAACCAUACCACCAGAAGCCAAACAAAAAGCCAAAGAUAUCAGCGGUUGUAGUAAAAGACACAGAUUAUUCAUGUGGUAAAGUGGUGUUAGACAACCACAAUACUGACUUAGAUACAUUUCAGACUGCUGUUCUAUGUGAAGAGGCCCAAGAUCUCGACUUCAUUUUAGAAAAUUCAGUGAACGAAGCACUGGCACAGUUUGCCAUGUCAAUCAGGAAGUGCUCCCACUCUGAACUGAGGGAAAAGCCAAAUCCCACACCGCUAUCUCUCGGCAUGUAUCCGGACAAAGACCAAAGAGCCAGCGUGCAUCGCGCUGUCAGGCAGAAGUACCCCUUUCUGAUGACCAUCACAAACCAAUGUGAGAUUCUUGUCAAAGAAGACUCCCACUAUAAAGAGCUUUCCCAGUUGGUUUCGGACGAAGAAUCUGAAGACUUUUUCAGAUUUUUGGAUGCGAAAGCACCAAACUCAACAUUUACUUUUCAGCAUGACGACAACAAGGAGCACAGAAAAGCUGUUCAUCAUUUUCUUAGUAAACACUUUGGCAAGUUGGUGGAAACCAAAAGCUUUGUGGUGGAUAACAGCGGUGGUGGCCAACAGAAUGCUGCCAUUACUGUAAGGUUUAGAGAAAAAAAGCAGCGGUCCAAGAAGAGGGAUGCUAUUGAUGCGCAGGAUGAGGACGUUCUAUAUACAGCAUUCACACUGCAAAAAGAAAAUCUGGAAACCUUGGAAGCAAUAAGCUACUUGGCCUCAGCUCUGGGUGUGCUUCCAUCAGAUUUCAGUUAUGCUGGCAUCAAAGACAAAAGGGCUGUCACAUACCAAACUAUGGUUGUGAAGAAAGUCUCACCAGAGAGGUUAAAGGAAGUGGCCCCUGCGUUCCAAAAGAAAGCUAUGAACUUGUACAACAUGCGUCCUGCAGAUCAACCAAUUCGACUAGGACAGCUCAGAGGAAAUCACUUUGAUAUACGUGUAAGAAAUGUUAAGAAGCACAGUGCCGAUUCCUCUGCAGACCUGAAAGAUCUUGUGCAUGAAGCACUUGAGAAUGUCAAGACUAAAGGAUUUGUGAACUACUAUGGGCCACAGAGAUUUGGCGUGGGACAGAAAGUUCAGGCUGACCAAAUAGGAUUGUCUCUGCUGAAGGAAGAAAUGGUGACAGCUGUCAAGCUGUUCUUUACACCAGAAGUGGAUGAUCCUCUUGACAGGGCAAAGAGGCAUUUUCUUCAAACUGAGGAUGCUAAAGAAACACUUGCAAUGAUGCCUGAGUAUAAAGUGCGAGAGAGGAUGGUGCUGCGUGCAUUGAAUCGGUUUGGCAUGGGGCAGGAGGGCUGCACCCGAGGCUGGCUCAGUAUCCCACACAGCAUGCGCGUCUUUUACAUCCACGCGUACUGCAGCAGGAAAUGGAACGAAGCCGCUUCCUACAGACUUCAAACAUAUGGCCAGAGGGUGGUAAAGGGGGACCUAGUUUUCAGCAAGGAUGCCAAUGAAAAAAAUUCUACGCUGAGUAGUCAGGUUCACAUGGUUACUGCCAAUGAAGAGGAAGAAAGCAUUUACACACUAAAUCAAGUAGUUCUUCCAAUGCCUGGCAACAGCAUAACCUAUCCAGACAACAAAGUUGGAUACUGGUUCAAAGAAACCUUGGCCAAAGAUGGUUUACAGGCCUGUAAAUUCAGAGUUCAUCCUCUGAAGCUAAAUAUACCUGGAUGCUAUCGACUGAUGCUGGCUUACCCGAAAAACCUUACAUACAAGCUACAGCAUGACAGUGAAGUCGUUAUGAGUGAAGAAACUCCAGAGAAAAUCACAAAUGAGCAGAGUGAGAACCCCACUGCUUCCGCAUCUUGUCUGUCUUUAUCGUUUAAUCUUAACUCUUCUUGUUACGCCACAGUGUGCCUUCGGGAGAUCAUGAAAUGUGACCCCUAAAUGUACCGGAUUUGAUGCAUAUCCUCUGCGACUGGUGUAUAGUAGAAUCGUUCAUAUAAAGUAUGUUUUACAUAUAUCCAGAAAGCCGCUUUUACAAGUGUGAUGAGACUUGCUAAGAACAUUCUUUAGCACAAAUUAUUGAGAGUAAUAGAAUUUAGGGAUAUAGAGACUCUUCCCUUGUGUCGCUCUUAAUUUUGUGCAUACGUCUCAGAACCACUUACUCAAAUGUUAUAUUUUAACAUUUACAUACUGUUUCAUGAUACUGAUGACUCUUUAUGUUUUGUUUUGUUUACGCAAGGGACUUUUUUUAUUAACAACAUUGCUCUAUAAAAGGAUCAGUGGCCCUUAUAUGGAAAUGCAAUUCUUUAAUACAGAUACUUGAAGUGUAAUUUUAGUUGACACUCAAUUCCCUUAAUUAAAGUAGAUUUUUAAAAACAAAUGAAAAAAGCUUUUGUUAAUUUUUUUUUUUCUGUACCAUGUUUAUGCAAGUAUGGGAAUGUUUUACUGCUUGGUAUUUUCUAUAAUGUUUGGUCAACAAACCCUCUAGUUUAUUCUUUAAAUAAAUAAUUACAAGUGUUUUUUUUUCAUGUCACGGACCAAACAAUAGCAAAUUAAGUUUCCCUUUGUUGAUUAUGCUGAACUUCUAUACAAGACUACAGUGUGGAUUAAACGCCCCCUGCUGGCCACAAUAUUACUAAAUUAACUCUGGUAAGUAGCUCAGUCCCCAUCCAUUUAAAAUGUAAAGCCCCUUUCACACACACAUGCCGCUACUGAGCCGUCUCUUGAGACGUUUAUAAAAUUCUUUAAAAUACCCAUUCACACGGCACGAAAUUGCGCCAUACUGUCAUAACCUUUUCAACGACACCAACGGCAAAAAUACCCAACAUGUCCGGUACACAUGCAGUCAUGUGGGAUGUUAACUUUCAAUCCACGGCCACUAUAGCGCUUCAGUGCCGGCAUAGCAUUUCACCCAGGAGAAGAUGGUUCAGUGCCGUCUCUGAACCAGCUCACGAGGUGGUUCAGAGACAGCAUAAAAUAUUUUGGCUCUGACGGUAUAGGCAAUUCACAGAGACCAAAAUGCUGCAUCAGUGCCCUUGCUGAGCCGUCAUAACUCACCUGUGUGAAAGUGGUAUGAUACAAUCAAACUAUUCUAUUUUGGUAUCUGUACUUUGUAUAUCUGCUAAAAGUUUAGAGAGAAAGCACAUACUCAGUGUGGGAAAUGACAAGCAAAAAGGCACAGGCGUGUUGUGACAAAUGGCCAUAUCUGUUACUUAUAUGUUGUUCUUAACCAGAUAUUAGGUAAUAGAACUAGACCCUAUAUUCUGACCUCGACCCUAGAAACUUUAAAGAACAUGCUAAAGUGCUGUAACAGUACCCCUUAGCGUUAAAGUUCACAAGCGUCCUAUUUUUAAUUUUAAAAUGCAGGUACAGGGCUUUUAAAUGCAAUUAUAUACUGUAUUUCAAAAGAAACCAUUUGACAACAAAGAACAAAGAGAUUAUCACUGACUUUGUUACAUAUGUUUUCACACCUGCACAUUCUGCUCUUUGAAGUUUCUGUACUUAAUUAGUUAGGAGCUCAGAAAAAUGCAGUGGAAGCUUUCCUUGUUCACGAUUUACAUACAAAAGAGAACUUCAAAGAAUUUAAAGUGACUCUAAAUGUCGCUUAAGGUGGAUCUUUAUUCUCCAAAAAAAAUAAUAAAAUAAAGAAAAAAAGUAGACAUGCUGGGCAAAUGUGUCAGUGAUAAAUCAACAUUUAUUUAGUGGUGACUGGUACUACCAUGCUGUAAUUUUGUUAAAAUUAUAACACUGCUCUAGGCACUGUAUUUCAGAGCCCCUCUGUUCAUAAUGAAUGGUGUGAGAAAGCUGAGAACCUUCAGUGCAUAUUAAAAUGUAGUGUAUGAGGAAAGUCAUAAAUAACAACAUUUAAAAGAAAUAGCUUUCAACAGCGCUGGCACAGCAACAGAGUGCUAUCUACUGUGGUUCAUCCAACCAUUUGUCUGAAACCCGUAUAUAUCUUACAUGAUGGUGUGUGAGUGACAUAUCAAAAGGAUACCGAAUGCAUAUAUUUAGUUGCACUUGUCAGUAUUUUAUAAACUUAACUGGAAAAUUGUAAAGAGAUGUCAUGAAACAACUCCCUGCUAUUUGAUGUUUGGAAUCUGGACACUUGUUGUACUGUACCAUUAGUAUCAUGUUUAUGUAACGGACAGAUUGGAACAGGUUUCUUCUGAAUACAGUAUGUGUACUCUGUACAGGCAUCAUUCUGAAGCUGCCUCUUUAAAAGUAUUACAUGUCAUAUUAAAACAGGAAUUACAAUGUUACAGCAUUGCUGUUUUAAUUUUGUUUUUCAUCAGUAUUUUUUUUAAACUACUUAUAAUUAAUUCUUGAAUGAUACAGUACAGGAAAAUGAGUUUUAAAAUUCCAGUCUGCAGUGAAUUCUCAUGACAAUAGAUGGCAGUAGUGACAUGCAG